This is a messenger RNA of Rhinolophus ferrumequinum (greater horseshoe bat), 818 nucleotides long. It is a transcript of the gene PPP1R14A, whose product is annotated as protein phosphatase 1 regulatory inhibitor subunit 14A. Gene Ontology annotation, biological process: regulation of phosphorylation. NCBI's taxonomy places the organism in Eukaryota, Metazoa, Chordata, Mammalia, Chiroptera, Rhinolophidae. The transcript has 4 exons. Gene Ontology annotation, molecular function: protein serine/threonine phosphatase inhibitor activity. The coding region runs from base 275 to 718 and encodes 147 amino acids. The record is from RefSeq and is a predicted model, not a curated record. Gene Ontology annotation, cellular component: cytoplasm.
AUCAAGUCCCCUAGAGCCCCAGACGCCGGGCUGGCCUGUGACUCCCGGACCCUGCCCAUACCUGAGCCCUUCUCCGCUGAGGGUUUCUGCCUGCGCAGUGGACAGUCCUCGCGCUGCAGGCAGGGAAACUGAGGCGCGGCGCAGCUGGGGCGGGGCCGUUCCCCCGGCGAUCCCGAGCCCCCGCCCCCGGCCGGCCCCGCCCUGGCCAGUAAGAGGCCCCCUGCGCGCGAGGCGAAGGCGCACAGAACAGCACGGGGGCCGAGGCCAGGACGCAAUGGCAGCUCAGAGGCUGGGCAAGCGGGUGCUGAGCAAACUGCAGGCUCCGUCGAGGGCCCGCGGGCCGGGGGGCAGCCCCGGGGGACUGCAGAAACGACACGCGCGUGUCACCGUCAAGUAUGACCGGCGGGAGCUUCAGCGGAGGCUGGACGUGGAGAAGUGGAUCGACGGGCGCUUGGAGGAGCUGUACCGCGGCAGGGAGGCAGACAUGCCUGAUGAGGUCAACAUUGACGAAUUGUUGGAACUAGAGAAUGAAGAGGACAGAAGCCAGAAAAUUCAGGGACUCCUGAAAUCGUGCAUGAACCCCACAGAGGACUUCGUCCAGGAGCUGCUGGUGAAGCUGCGAGGCCUCCACAAGCAGCCAGGCCUCCGCCAGCCCAGCCCCUCCAGUGACCGAAGCCUGAGCCCCCUCCCGGACCGGGGCCGGACCGCACCGCCUUGACCUUCUCUUGCCUCUCCCCUCUGACUCCCCCCAGCCCACCCCGUGCCCUCCUGGCUUGUUUAUAAGUUGUAUUUAAUGGUUCUGUAACAAUAACACCGUG